This is a messenger RNA of Clunio marinus, 858 nucleotides long. The record is from the annotation of a GenBank genome assembly. NCBI's taxonomy places the organism in Eukaryota, Metazoa, Arthropoda, Insecta, Diptera, Chironomidae.
GCUAUCAAUAGUUCGUUGGAUUCGUGACAAUUUUUUUCUUCUCUUCUUAUUUCAACAAAAAGAAAUCAGAAAGUUUCCAACAUUUUGUACCAAAUGUUGAUAAAGUUCUAAGCAGAACAUUUAAAUUCUUGGCUCAUAUCUUUCGGUGUGAAUGAGAUUUUGCAGCCAUUCGACAAGUGAUAAUGAAAGAACUCGAUCAAAGCAAAAUUGUCAAGUGAAAUUUUUAUUAAACUUUUUAAAAGCGGCAAAGCACCGAAGAAGAGUUCGAAUCAAAAGUUUUUGGUGAUUAUUGAGGGAACUCUUAAAGUUACAAAUGGCAACCGAAGUUACGCCGCUUUUAGUGAAGCACAUUGACGAGAUUGUUGUUGUUAUUCCAAAGGAAAAGAUCAUCGAAUAUGAUGACGAAAACAACAGCAAUGAAGUUCAAUCAACAUUAACAUAUGAAGAACUGAUUCCUUUCAUUCUUGAUCCAAGUUGGAUACGCUUGAGAAGAAUUUGUUUUUCAUCAUUCUGGAUUUUUUUCUUUGUAAUCUUACUAGCUGCUUGCAUCAGCUCGUACAUGUCAAUGUCUACAAUGACAUGCGGUAUGACAUCGAUAGUGACGAAAGCUGAUAACACAAGUAUAGAGCAUGACAAUGUUAUGAAUGUUCAAGGAAUCUUAUCGAGUCCUUUCAACGAUACACCCUGAAACCAAAUAAAACUUAAGCAAACUUCAUUAUAAGAAUAAUUAAUUAAUUUAUGAAUAUUUUUUAUUAUUUUUAUUCAAUCAUGUGUAAGAAUAUCAUGAAAUAAAAAUUAGAAUAAGAUCAAAUUAAUUUUUUAUUACAUUUGCUUUUGAUUGAUCGCUUGGAAUUUCAA